Messenger RNA from Tuber melanosporum (Perigord truffle), 1321 nucleotides. RefSeq lists its product as uncharacterized. The transcript has 3 exons. The coding region runs from base 1 to 225 and encodes 74 amino acids. The record is from RefSeq and is a predicted model, not a curated record. Lineage: Eukaryota; Fungi; Ascomycota; Pezizomycetes; Pezizales; Tuberaceae.
AUGUUCGGAUCAUUCACUAUUUCUACUGGAAGAUUAUGGGGUACUGAUAAUAACCCUUACUCGAAUACUGCUUCUAUAGGAGAGACGUGGGCACAAAAGCGCUUACCUCUCUGUCGGGUUAAAACGCCGAAGGGGCUGUGUGCCCAAGCACCCAUCGAGACUCGCUCGUGCAUUUCCUCCGCAUCACCCAUGACGAUAGUACUCGAGCACAGUGCUUGGCCGUAAUUUUGUCAAUGAAGUGGGGAGUAGAGAUAUGAUAUCGAUUGGCAAGAGGGGUAGUGAUACAUGUUGCGGUGACGUGCCAUCAAAGUUUUUGAUGGGAACUCAACAGACAUGUUGUGCUGUACAUAGUGUUGACAAGGGCAAAUCAGCUACAAGCACUUUCUGUGUAUGUAUCCCCCGUGUUUAAGUUCCGUUAAGCACUAAUGCCCCACCAACGCUGGGAUCGGGGGAGUUUCUCGCUAGGAUCCUAUCUGCAUAUGACAUCCGGCAUUAACGAGUGAUGAGCAAUGACUGUGAAAAAUCAUUGUUCCAAGUCCAGAUGGGCCCGCGGUGGCCCGGGCGGGAGGCUUCAAUACCCGUCACUCGCAGUUCAUCGCUGCUGUGCUCUUCAUGGCCGCUAUUUUGCCAGCCCCAUCUGCACUAGCACAAUUCCUUAAAGAUGGGGUUGGGCGUUUGCUAGGGCGCUCCUGAUUUAAUUUAGCGAGAUUCCAUGAUACUAUUCCCCCCCCCUCUCCCGGAUUCAACUACCGUCAGCUUAUGAUAUUCGUGUACUGUUAGCCCUAUCUCAAGGGCCAUCUGCCGGGAGGUGCAGUUCAGUUACCGCAGGUGGCUUGCUCUGGGGGCGCACUAUCAUACCCGGCCAGGCAACCGCCAACCAAAAGGGAUGCAUGUUUUUGAUUUUGCGGAAUUUUUUUUUCCUCCAGUGUUUUUCCCAGGGAACCCCGUUCGGCAGCUAUUCCGUCCCAAAGACCACGGCAAGGAAUUAAUUUGUCGAGGCUCCGUCUGCCCAAAAGCCUUCCGGCUUAUCUCCUCUUAGUCCUCUUUCGUUUGCCGAUACCAGUAUAUCACGCAGAUCAAAUCUUGCGGCGUUUUAUGGGACGGGAUUUAAGACCAUGAGGGAGGGUUCAAGGAACAAGGCGUGAGGCAUGGGUGUCCCGCGCUGGGGUUGGUACGGGAGCGCGGAGAUGCACACAACCAAAGGAGUGUAUUGGGGAGGGGGGGUAUUGUUGGGGUAUAUUGGGCCCUAUUCUAUGAGAGCCCGUGACCUUCCCUUCCCCGAGGAGAAGUGCUCUUACCCUUACUAAGGGUUCCCAAUAUU